CCGUAAGAUUUGUAGCUAUUGGUUUCUGGGCGAGCAACCUCGCUUCCCGUUGAUGCAUCUGGAGACACGUCCGUCGUGUAUAUUCAUGAUUUUAUAACACAAACGGGGAAUAAUAAUAAAAAAAUAAAUAAACAAAACAAAAUCCGGUUGUAUAAAGGGUGGCGUGGCUAAAGAGCCGCAGUUGACGAUGGGGGGGGGGGGGGGGGACGAGAGAGGAUAGCAGCAGCAGCGAAGGCACCGCCAUCUCAGUAGAGGACGCUCUCGAAACAGUUCUGAGAGUGGUCCAUCGCCUGCCGCUCCUCACUGUGCCCCUUCACGAUGCGGCUGGGAAGGUGCUGGCCGAGGACAUUCGCUCGCGUGACCCUCUGCCGCCGUACCCUGGUUCGAUGAAGGAUGGGUACGCAGUGGUGGCUUCAGAUGGGCCUGGCGAGUAUCCUGUAAUCGCUGAAGCAAGAGCUGGCAACGAUGGACUUGGCAUCACCGUCACUCCUGGAACUGUAGCCUAUGUUACCACUGGAGGGUUGUGACAUUGAAACAGAUGCUGUAGUAUUGACAUCUGGGCAAAGAAUUGGUGCUUCAGAAAUUGGUUUGCUUGCUACUGUAGGAGUGACAAUGGUGAAGGUAUAUCCCACCCCAACAAUUGGUGUGCUUUCCACAGGAGAUGAACUGGUGGAGCCAACGACAGGCUGUUUAAAUCGUGGCCAGAUUACAGACUCCAACUGGGCUAUGAUACUGGCAGCUUCACUACAGCAUCAUUGCAAAGUUCUUGACCUAGGUAUUGCUAGAGAUGAUGAAGUACAGGACAACAUCAUGAGUACUGCCAUUUCUGCUGGAGUUGAUAUUAUUCUUACAUCUGGAGGUGUUUCCAUGGGAGACAGGGACUAUGUCAAACCACUACUUCAAAAGAGAGGGACAUUGCAUUUUAGUAAGGUUUGGAUGAAACCAGGGAAGCCUUUGAAUUUUGCAGAGAUCAAUUCCAGACUUGCAGAGAAUAUGCCAAUGAAAAAGAUUUUUACAUUCGGGUUGCCUGGAAAUCCAGUUAGCGGUCUUGUCUGCUUCCGCAUAUUUGUGGUCCCUACUAUCCACCGUCUUGCUGGAUGGGAAAAUCCUCAUCUUUUGAGAGUGCAAGCUUGUCCUCUUCAGCCUUUAAAGACAGAUCCUGCACGCCCAGAAUUUCAUCAUGCUAUCGUUAGAUGGGAGUUAAAUGAUGGACUGGGAUAUCCUGGCUUUGUUGCUGAGAGUACUGGCCACCAGAGGAGCAGUCGGAUUUUAAGUAUGAAGUCUGCUAAUGCUUUGUUGGAGUUGCCAGCAACAGGCAGAGCUGGGACUUCUGUGCCAGCCAUCAUUAUUUCUGAUAUAAGCAAUGCUAUUUGCAAAAUUUCUUCGUCACCUGAUUCGGCAUCAUUUCCAAAGAUCUAUAAUGCAAGAACUGUAGCUGAGUCUCAGGAUGCCGGCGUUAGAGUAGCAAUUCUUACAGUGAGUGAUACUGUUGCAUCAGGGGCUGGGCCUGAUAGAAGUGGUCCAAGGGCAGUUUCUGUUGUAAAUUCCUGUUCAGAAAGGUUGGGGGGAGCUAGGGUUGUUUCAACAGCUGUGGUCCCGGAUGAUGUAAGCAAAACAAAGGGUGUUCUGCAUAGAUGGAGUGAUAUUGACCAAAUGGAUCUCAUCCUCACCCUCGGUGGUACUGGCUUCACCCCACGAGGUGUAACCCCUGAAGCAACCAAAGAGUUGAUUGAGAAAGAAACACCUGGUCUUCUUCAUGUCAUGAUGCGAGAGAGUUUGAAGGUGACACCAACUGCUAUGCUCUCGCGCUCUGCAGCAGGAAUAAGAGGGUCAUCACUGAUCAUUAACAUGCAUGGGAAUCCAAAUGCGGUUGCUGAGUGUAUGGAGGCUCUGUUGCCUGCCCUCAAGCAUGGAUUGAAGCAGAUAAGAGGAGACAAGAGAGAAAAUCAUCCCUGACACGUCCCUCACACACAAGGGGCGACCGCGGAUGUGUGGGAACAAAGUUAUAAGCUGGCCUCAGCUAGUGGGAGUGAGCCAGGUUGUUCUUGUUGCCGCUAAUAUGGAAUCUAGUAGAGUCAUGUAACGUUUUCCACUUUUGUUCUGCAUCUCCUCCUCAUAGAAUGUAAUAGUUGUAAUGUAGUGAGCCAGGUUGCUAGUAAGAUGCGCUUACGCGUAGAUUCUUCAACGUGUUACACAAAUUUGAAUAAAUGUAUAGUAAAGGAGGGUGUGCAAGGGCUUGUUUAGAAGUA
Molecule: messenger RNA, 2249 nt
Organism: Pyrus x bretschneideri (Chinese white pear)
Lineage: Eukaryota; Viridiplantae; Streptophyta; Magnoliopsida; Rosales; Rosaceae
Product: molybdopterin biosynthesis protein CNX1
Biological process (GO): molybdenum incorporation into molybdenum-molybdopterin complex; Mo-molybdopterin cofactor biosynthetic process
Cellular component (GO): cytoplasm; cytosol
Molecular function (GO): molybdopterin molybdotransferase activity
Source: RefSeq, a predicted model, not a curated record